AUGUCCCUAUCAUCCCAAGGGCGUACGCUGCCUCUGACAGCCAACCUUCACCCCUUUGACCCUCUCACCCCUCAAGAAAUCCGUCUGGGACACCGAAUUCUGAAAUCUGCUUUCCCGGGUGUCGGGCUUCGAAUUAACCGAAUUGACCUCCAAGAGCCUCUCAAGAAGGAGGUUAUCCCUUAUAUUGAAGCAGAACGACUAGGGAAGCCUCUUCCUCGAAAGCCCACCCGUCUUAUUUACUCCUACUUCCACCGUCUAGACACGGGUGCGUGCUGCAAAGCCUUGUUCAAUGCUGACAAUGCAUCUAUUAUCUACGUGAAGGAAUUGCCCCUUGGAGUCCAGCCCCCAAUUGAUAUCGACGAGAUCACUGCCAUUGAAGAGCUGUGCAUGAAGCAUCCCGCCGUCCUGGCAGAGAUUGAGAAGCUGCAGCUCCCAGAAGGCGUGAGAGUCUGCAAUGAUCCAUGGAUGUAUGGCUCUGAUAGUCCCGAUGAGACACGACGACUUUUCCAAUGUUUCAUGUACGUGGUGGCCGUAGACCACCCGCAAAACAACCACUACUCCACCCCCUUGAAGUUUUCUCCAGUUUUCCACGGCCAUACCCACGAGUUAGUUCGCAUGGACUACCUACCCGGUGGUGCAGAUACUCAAACUACAGAGACCCAGCCUUGGAAGCCAGUUGAGACGAUUCAAUACGCUCAUGACCUCCUAGGUGGUGACCUCCGAACCGAUCUCAAGCCCUAUAUUGUCCAACAACCAGAAGGCCCCUCAUUUUCGCUGGACGGAAAUCAGGUGUCCUGGCAAAAGUGGCGAUUCAGAGUGGGAUUUAACAACCGUGAGGGCUUGGUUCUUCACAAUCUUACGUAUGACAACCGCAACGUCCUCUAUCGACUUUCCAUGUCUGAAAUGACCGUCCCUUAUGGAGAUCCCCGCGCACCAUAUCACCGAAAGCAGGCCUUUGACGUUGGAGAUGUUGGAUUCGGUCUCAAUGCCAACCAAUUGACUUUGGGCUGUGACUGUCUCGGCCAUAUUAAGUAUUUCGAUGGCUAUCGUUCUGACUCCAAGGGUCAGCCUGUCCUUUUAAAGAAUGUUAUCUGCAUGCACGAACAAGAUAAUGGUAUCCAACACAAGCACACCAAUUACAGGUCUGGUGCAGCUACUGUUGUUCGCAAUCGCCAGCUUGUGCUCCAAAUGAUCUGCACAGUUGCCAACUACGAGUACAUCUUUGCGUACAUCUUGGACCAGGCCGCAAAUAUUGAACUGGAAGUCCGUGCCACAGGUAUUCUGUCAACUGUUCCAUUCGAUAAUGAGAAUGGAGAGACUGUCAAGUGGGGGACUAAUGUUGGACCUGGCGUCAUGGCUCCUUACCACCAACACAUGUUCUCUCUGAGAAUCGAUCCUGCCAUUGAUGGUUUCAACAAUACUGUCUAUUAUCAGGAAAGUGUUCCUCUUCCGGAGGACCACAGCAACCCGUAUCUGGUUGGAUACACUACUGAAGAAACAGUGAUCAAGGAGUCUGGCACCGCAGAGACUGAUAUCCAGCGCCACCGUGUCUUCAAGAUUCGCAACGACAAUAUCAUUAACCCCAUCACCUAUAAGCCCGUAGCAUACAAGCUUAUGGCUGCACCCAGCCAGAUGAUCAUCAUGCCCAAGCACGCAAUGGGCUACCAACGAGCCGAGUUCGCAUCGAAGCCAAUCUGGGUCACCAAGUAUCAAGACGAAGAACUUUAUGCCGCGGGCGAGUUCACAAAUCAAAGCAAGCGCGCGGAAGGCGUGGAAACCUGGGUUAAGCGCAAGGAUAACACAGAAAAUGAGGACGUGGUUCUCUGGCACACUUUCGGUCUCACCCACAACCCUCGUGUCGAGGAUUUCCCUGUUAUGCCUAUGGAGCGCAUCAGCGUCAUGCUCAAGCCCGAUGGCUUCUUCACAAAGAACCCAGCCUUGGAUGUGCCGCAGUCGUCGCAGAGCUUCAACAAGUCUACCCUGCAUCCAGAACCAUGCUGCAGUUCGAUGAAGCCAAAGAUGUAA
Aspergillus ochraceoroseus IBT 24754 is the source of this 2025-nucleotide messenger RNA. Its product is annotated as amine oxidase. NCBI's taxonomy places the organism in Eukaryota, Fungi, Ascomycota, Eurotiomycetes, Eurotiales, Aspergillaceae. The record is from RefSeq and is a predicted model, not a curated record. The transcript is spliced from 4 exons. Gene Ontology annotation, biological process: amine metabolic process. Gene Ontology annotation, molecular function: quinone binding; copper ion binding; primary methylamine oxidase activity. Bases 1 to 2025 code for a protein of 674 amino acids.